Molecule: messenger RNA, 1575 nt
Organism: Zymoseptoria tritici IPO323
Lineage: Eukaryota; Fungi; Ascomycota; Dothideomycetes; Mycosphaerellales; Mycosphaerellaceae
Exons: 1
Coding region: 1-1575 (524 amino acids)
Source: RefSeq, a predicted model, not a curated record
AUGGACUUUGCUAGCAGCGUCUCUACACUGCGGAGGAAGCCUGUCAUCGCAAUCGCCGGACUCGGAAGCGAGAAUAGCACCUUUACGCCAUCACGAACGCAGGCGGUGGCUUUCCAGCCCAAGCGAGGAGCAGAAGUAAUAGAACAGUACGAGUUCCUGCACGAUGGAACACCAUUGGGCGAUGCAGCAGACUGGCGAGGAACGCUCACCGGACACUCUCUGCCAGGUGGCAUGGUCACGCGAGAAGCCUUCGAAGAACUCGCUGGUGAAAUCAUCGCUCGACUGAUAGAGACGGUCAAGGUGACGAAGCUAGAUGGUCUGUGGUAUGACAUCCACGGCGCAAUGCACGUAGAGGGACUUAUCGACGUUGAGGCGGAACUUCUACGACAGAUCCGUAAGGUGAUCGGGCCCGAUGUGGUUGUUUCAGCUUCGAUGGAUUUACACGGCAAUGUCUCUCGAGAGCUGGCCCAUCAGACUGAUCUUAUCACUUGCUUUCGAACGGCGCCGCAUGUGGACGAGUCAGAGACGAAAGAGCGGGCUUGUCGAAAUCUACUGCAAGUCCUGACCGGCUGGCCAGAGGAGCAGCUCUCAGAUUCGAAGCCGUUACUGCCGGUGAAGGCGUGGAUUCCUCUGCCAAUACUGCUCCCCGGAGAGCAGACUUCGACUCGAGUCGAGCCGGCAAAACAUAUCUAUGCUGCAAUCGCAGAAGUCGAAAGCGACGACUGCGUUCUUGAUGCGGCUAUCUGGGUGGGCUACGCAUGGGGCGAUGAGCGGCGGAAUCGUGCAGUCGUAAUGGUGACGGGAUGGGACGAGGCAAUCGUGGCUCGAGGAGCAGAAGGACUUGCUCGUCUGUUUUGGAACGCGCACCAGGACUUCAACUUCGUGGCGCCGACGGGGACGUUCAAGGAAUGCCUCGAUGCUGCGCUCGCCUCUAGGAAUUGGCCGUACUACAUAUCGGACUCGGGCGACAAUCCUACAGCAGGCGGAUCUGGAGACGUGACGUGGACUUUGCGAAGGCUCUUAGAUCGUCCUGAGUUCAAUCACGCCCGCGGACCUAUCGUCAUCUACGCAAGUAUCCCGGGACCCGAAGCAGUCCGUAUCGCCUUUCAGGCUGGUGUUGGCAAACUCGUCACAGUUACUGCGGGCGCAGCUGUCGACAACAUCCACGAGGGACCCAUAACGAUGACCGGACGAGUGCACGCCCUUCGCGAAGGUGAUCCUCAUGCCGAGCAGGAAGCUGUUCUCCGAGUCGGGAGUGUCUACGUGAUCCUUACCAAGCUUCGGAAGCCGUACCACUACGAGCACGACUUUGUCCAGCUGGGUUUGGACCCCCGAAAAGGCGCCCAUGUGGUCAUUGUCAAGAUCGGGUACCUGGAGCCGGAGCUCUACGACAUGGCGGCGGAUUGGAUGAUGGCUUUGACGCCCGGAGGGGUGGACCAAGACUUGACUCAGCUGGGAUAUCACAACAUUCGUCGACCGAUGUGGCCGCUUGACAGAGGAUUCAAUCAUGAGCCGGACCUGAAGGCACGGAUACUACCACUUUCUCACGAAUCCUUGACCGGACCUGAUGAUUGA